Molecule: messenger RNA, 388 nt
Organism: Striga hermonthica
Lineage: Eukaryota; Viridiplantae; Streptophyta; Magnoliopsida; Lamiales; Orobanchaceae
Source: the annotation of a GenBank genome assembly
AAUGGAGACUUUAAAGCGACAUCUUCCUUUCUCUGGACAAGAGGGACAACAGGAACUUGAGAAAAUAGCUGUCACGUUUGAGGAGAAAAAUUAUACUGCAGCAACAAGUCAGCAAGACUAUUUAAGAAAAAUAUCCUUGAAGAUGUUGACUAUGGAGACAAAAUUCCAAAAUCCUAAGGCGAAUUCUCUUCAGUCUAAUGCUUCAAGUAAUAGUAAAGCCCCCCAAGAUCGAGUCACUAACACCAGUAUGCUGACGGUCACCACACAUGAUCGAGGGGAGGCGACUGCGGAGUACUUGCAGUGGUACGGUCAGGUUUCCCAUCCUACUGUCCUGGGCGAGAAUCUGCCGGACGAGAACGAGGUCCCUACGCGUGCCAAUACCGACUAU